Drosophila sulfurigaster albostrigata is the source of this 3957-nucleotide messenger RNA. RefSeq names its product cationic amino acid transporter 2. Gene Ontology annotation, molecular function: amino acid transmembrane transporter activity. The transcript has 7 exons. NCBI's taxonomy places the organism in Eukaryota, Metazoa, Arthropoda, Insecta, Diptera, Drosophilidae. The record is from RefSeq and is a predicted model, not a curated record. Gene Ontology annotation, cellular component: plasma membrane. Gene Ontology annotation, biological process: amino acid transport; transmembrane transport. Bases 299 to 3517 code for a protein of 1072 amino acids.
UCUCGCACUCUCCCGCUGUUUGGAACAUUGUCUUCUUAUCUUAAAGAACAAUUCGAAUACUACACGACUGUAACUCAGACGCAUUCAGAGCGCGAAGUCUGUCAGUUGUUGUCAUCGGACAGCGAAUUUCAAUUCAAUUGAAUUCAUAUUCAUCUUCACCAUUCACAUAUUUGCAGUCAACAGCAGUGAGUAGACAAAACGCUCUCUUCGUCAUUUAUUCCAAGCAAAUAUUUGGCCAGAGUUUGCAGCAACUGCAGUGCAGUCGGCAACUGUUUCAAAGUUGCAGAUAUCUCUGAGAAUGGUGCAUCAGUAUUCGGCGUGGAAGGUGCUAACGCGUCGCAAACAUCUCACUGCCGAUGGCACCGAGGGCGAGACAAAGCUCAAUCGUGUCCUGGGCCUCUGGGAUCUCACAGCACUUGGCGUUGGCUCUACGCUGGGCGCCGGUGUUUAUGUCCUCGCCGGUCAAAUAGCCAAGGAACAGGCCGGACCAUCGGUCAUCAUUUCAUUUGCCAUUGCCGCACUUGCCUCUCUACUAGCAGGUAUUUGCUAUGCCGAGUUCGGUGCUCGAGUGCCCAAAGCGGGAUCUGCCUAUGUCUACAGUUAUGUGUGCAUUGGGGAGUUUGUUGCCUUUGUCAUUGGCUGGAAUCUGAUACUGGAGUAUGUCAUUGGCACCGCCAGCGUCUGUCGUGGCAUUAGCCUCUAUUUGGACACUUUGCUCAACGACACGCUGAAGGAGACAUUCGCAGAGGUCGCUCCCAUGAAUGUCAGCUUCAUGGGCAGCUACUUUGACUUUCUCGCCUUCGGUUUGGUCGUCGUUUUUGGCGUUGCUCUGGCUUUUGGCGUAGAGACUUCUGCGAUGGCCAACAACUUUGUCACCUGCGUCAACAUUUUCAUACUGGGCUUUGUCAUCAUUGCAGGUGCCAUAAAAGCCGACUUCAGCAACUGGACUGUGGAUGCAGCUACAAUAAAUUCCACUAAUGUAGGCAAUGGCGGCUUCUUUCCCUUUGGCUUUGAGGGCACACUCCAAGGAGCAGCCACUUGCUUCUUUGGCUUUGUGGGCUUCGAUUGCAUAGCGACAACAGGGGAGGAAGUGCGUGAGCCUCGCAAGAACAUUCCACGCUCCAUUCUGCUUUCGCUGCUCAUCAUCUUCCUCUGCUACUUUGGCGUUUCCACGGUGCUUACAUUGAUGUUGCCCUACUACUACCAGGAUGUGAAUGCUCCGCUGCCCUAUGCCUUCGAGUAUGUAGGCUGGCCGGUGGCCAUGUGGAUUGUAACCAUUGGUGGUCUGGUUGGAUUGCUGGCCAGCUUGUUUGGCGCCUUGUUUCCACUGCCCAGAGUCAUGUAUUCCAUGGCUCAAGAUGGUCUGCUCUUUCGCUUUCUGGGUAAGAUCAGUCCACGCUUCCAGGUGCCUGUAACGGGGUCCAUUGUGGCUGCUCUGUUUACAGCUCUGAUUGCUGGAUUGUUUGAUCUUGCCCAGCUGGUGAGUCUGCUGUCGAUUGGCACCUUGUUGGCUUACAGUGUGGUGGCCAUUUCUAUUACCAUUCUACGCUACAUGGAGUACAGCGAGUCGGAGGAGCAGACGCAUCAAGGCAUCUCGGAGACUACUUCGUUGACAUCACGCAGCGAACGCUUCACUUGGAGUUCGUUGUGCACUCAGCUCUUCAAUGUGCAUCGCAUCCUGGAACCAAAUGCAAUUUCUAGCAGAAUUGUGAGCGUGCUGACUAUAAUUUUCUGUCUGCUUUCUUUGGGUCUUGGAGUGCUGCUAAUGCAAAGCUAUCCAGCGAUUAGUUCUGGUCAAGCUUGGGCUUUGACUUUGCUCAUACUUCUGAUAGUGUUAAUUCUGGUGGUGCUGCUGCUCACCUGUCUGCAGCCAAGAGAGCCCAGGAGUCGCCUCUUCCGAGUGCCUUUUGUGCCUGUGGUGCCUGCUAUAAGUAUCUUUAUUAACAUUUAUCUAAUGCUGCAACUGGACAGCUGGACAUGGAUACGGUUCGGUAUCUGGAUGCUUGUGGGCAUACCCGUAUUUAUUGCAUGCUGGUGUCUUUAUGACAUACGAAACCCCCAUAAACGUAAUCCCGAACGCAUUGCCUUCUACAAGGCAUUGAAAACGCCCAAAGAGCUGCCCACAUUAACGCAUAUGAAUGGCAAUGGCAUCAGCUCCAAACUGAGCACAUUAACAACUGAAACCCAGCUCGCUAGGAAUUCCAAUAGCUUGGAUCAGAUACAGAAUCUGAGUGAGGUCUGUGAUGAGCUGAAAGAGCGCAAGCAUGCGAAUGGCAAAAUCUUCUAUGUGGAGGACACAAAGAGCGAACAUUCGCGCACAACUUUGCCACUGAAUGACGGUGAAUUGCGUGAGGAUGAGCACUCGGUGAUAGCCAUGUUGGAUGAUGUGCUCGAGGCUGAGGAUACGCAACAGCAACAGCUGGAGGAGCAACAGAUUUUCUAUCGCAAUUUCAGUAUUGAUUCGGAGCUGUUGCCCAGCGUGAUUGAGACAACAAUUGUGGCUACGGUGCACAACAGCAGCAGCGAUGACGAUGACAUCAGUCAACAUUCGCUGGAGGAGGUGGAUCGACUGCAUGAAUGCCAGAUGGCUGCCAGUCAAAUGCUGGACGAGAUGUUCGACAGCGUUGCCUUCUACGAGCAGCUGCAGGCAGCAAAGCGUAGCAAGGAGCAGCAAGCUGAAGAAGCUGAAGCGAUAGUUGAAGAGGCGACUCCAACUCUACUUCGUCCUCAAUUGAAGCGUGUUCCUUCUGCAGUCUCAACAGCUUCACAGGCAUCGCUUAGCUCUGCUGUGGAAGAUCCUUUGCAUUCGGAAAAGUUUAAAAAUCGAUUGAGUCACCUCAUUAUGCAUCCAGCCACACACAUGGCAAGGCGAAGCGAAGAGCCGCAGCCAGUUGAGCAGAGUAUGGAGAUAAUCAAGCCCAAGGAGAAACCGACAAGGCCGCAACUGAAGCAAUCGAAAAGUGAAACUGAUGUCCGGCUGCUGUUGCUGAAGGCCAUACGAGAGCUGAAAUCAGACAGCGAUGAGGAGACGGAACAUGGCACAGCUGAUGGUAACGGUAAUGCUAAUGGUGAUAAGGCAGCAGCAGCAACUGCCGCAGCGCCUGAAGCUGGCAGCCAUAUACCGCGCCCACCGAAAUUCGAUCCGGUUUUGUACAAGACCAUAAACAGCAUUAGUUUGCACAAACAGCGACCUAGUUUAAGCCGAGAGCUUGCCGCCGCCGCCGCCGAUGAUGCCAAGAACAUGAAGGUAGUAUCUGCAGACACAACUCUCCCCGCAUCCCUUGCCUCUGCAUCCACAGCCACAUCCGAACCGGAGUCGGCAAUUGCAACGGCAGAAGCAGAGCCUGAGCCGGUGCUAUUCAAAGCGAAAUUGGAGGCCAUAUUGCAGCGAGGUCCCUCGCAUCGCCUGCAGCAACGUCCGGGAUCGGGAGCGGGAGCAGGAGCUGGAGCCGGAGCGGAUGCGGCAUUGCGCCGACGGCCGCAAUCGACGUACAUCGAGGAAACAGCAAUUGAAUGAGCCCAAAGAGGCUGCAAUUUUGUAGCAUACUGUAAAACUAGACUACACACACACAUACACUCUACUAAUGUAAUCUAAUGUUAAGUAGUUGUUGCUCUAUAACUGUAGUUGUAGUUGUACCUAUAUUUGUAGUUGUAGUUGUAGUAGUGUUAGCUGUUAGCUAGUUAAAUGGAAGCAAUAGUAGAUGAUAAGUGCAACAUUGGGAGGCAGCAGCAGCAGCAGCAGCAUCAGCAUUGGGGAAAUGCGUAAAAUUCAAUUGCAUUGCAUUUCUCGAAUUUGAGAAAAUAUUUCGUAAAUUUUGCACCAGACCCAUCAAAGCCAAUUACAGCGAUGUGCAAGUACUGCGCGAAACCUGAUGAGUGGCAGUAAAAGUAGGAAAGAAGCUAAUGAAGAUUUAUGUCUAUAUGCUAAUGGAACAGUCAAUAAAGCUUAAAGAGAGA